AUGGCAGCUGGAGUGGAGCAGGCUGUGGUGGUGUGUCCCUUCCUGACCCCGGCGUACCAAGCGUCUCGCAGCUGUAAAAAGGAGCUGAGUUACGCAGACACUCGGGAGGUGGCCAUCGUCCCCGUCAUGCUCGCCCACAACUGGGAGCCCAGUGAGUGGCUGGGGCUCGUCACUGCAGGUCUGCUAAACGCUGCCACAGACGAGGAGAGGCUUGAGCUGUGUCUUCAGGCUCUGCAGUCUGAGCUCAUGUUUACCGUUGGUGACUUGAUCACAGCGGAGCAGCCUGAGGAGGAGGCUCCUGAGAGAGCCAGAGAAGUGAACAAGAAACCAGCACGAGCAUUCUGCCACGCUCUGACUGCACUCUACAUCUGUGACACAGCUGAUCCUCUUCCUGAAUCCAACUUGGAGAGAACUACCAUGGAACUCUCGGACCUCACUGCUUCUCACUGUCACUGGGAGGAGCUCAAAGGACUGGGCUGCAAAUUCUACCGCAACGUCCACACCAAGAGAUACAUUAGUUUUGACCCCAUCGCAGAGCAGGUCCUCUCUGUGUGUGGUCAGUCUGAGGAGGAUGAAUGGCUGCUUCUGGUGGACCAGUCGGACCAGAGCCCACGCAGAGCAGUCAUCAUCAAGAACAAAAACUCAGGGAGAUUCCUCGCAGUCAAGGGUCGCGGCCUUGUGGGACUGGAGUCUUACACAGACGAAUGCAAAUGGUUUCUUGACUGA
This is a messenger RNA of Knipowitschia caucasica, 726 nucleotides long. The record is from the annotation of a GenBank genome assembly. NCBI's taxonomy places the organism in Eukaryota, Metazoa, Chordata, Actinopteri, Gobiiformes, Gobiidae.